Caenorhabditis auriculariae is the source of this 803-nucleotide messenger RNA. The record is from the annotation of a GenBank genome assembly. Lineage: Eukaryota; Metazoa; Nematoda; Chromadorea; Rhabditida; Rhabditidae.
AUGGCCGAGUGGUCUAAGGCGCCAGACUCAAGCGAUAGCUUGCCUCGAGUUCGAGGCCUGUGGGCGUUCUGGUACUCGUAUGGGUGCGUGGGUUCGAAUCCCACUUCGUGCAGAUAUUUUUGUGCACCUUUCAAAGGUUUUUAUUUUGUUUUGCUUUUUUUAUUUUGACAUUUGUGAAAAUAUGUUACGAACAUACCGAACAUAAUUCAGAUCUGUGCGAGAUUUUCGCGAUGACUUCAGUCCUGAAUUCAUAGGCCAUGGGAAGGGCGAAGAGAAUGGUCGAUACAGAAAGAAUCGUUAUAAUCAACGACGUGAUUGUCGCUACAUGAAGAGCCUAGGAAAAGGGCUUAUUUUAAUAAUUAAAAGAAAACUGAAGAAUUUGAAAAUCCUCAUUUGUGGGAAGGCGCACAUUUUUACGGUGUCUCUAUACUAACACGUGACAAAGAUUUUUUCAGCUAAAAUCGUAUUAUCUUGCCUUUGUCUUUUCGAAAUACUCAAUACAAUGUUUAGAAUAGAUUUUAAGUUUGAGAAAAAAAAGCUACAUUGAAAUUUUUGAAGCUAUAAACUUUUUUGGAGUUUGGUAAUCUUCAAAUAAAUUUUUUAACUGAAUGUAACAGAUAAAGGUAGGUAUAAAAGGAAUGAACCUUGAUGCGGAAGUCGAUGGCCUCCAUGUCGAUGGGACGAAUUCGAAAGAUGCGUCGAAGAAAUAUAAAUACGACGAGGCCUCAAUCUGGACCGAGGAUCUUGCCAAAGCAACGACGGCUACUGGUUACUGGCCCGAUAAACAUCCGAGGUUCUGCUAA